CGCUGGCCAAUCACACCGGACACUAUAUUAGGACGACAACACAAAACAAGUGCAUCGAAGCGGACGGUUUGCGUUAAAAUUACAGAUUCGGUGUCAAUAUAGUUAUUAGGGCCUAAAUAAAACGCUGACAUUCAUUAAUUAUGUUUUUUGACUUGCAUUUAAUUCAAUGUUUGGUCCAGUACCGCGAAACAAAUAACGCCAACGUCGCAGGCUUGCUCAGACGGUCCCAAUAUUGCUAACCGUUAAUUCUCUGACGACAUUAACUGUUAGCUCGCUUGCCGACAGGACGCGCUUGGUCUGUUGUUGUACGCAGGAUGCCAGUUGUCACUCUACACUGACCGUCCUGUCAGUCUGCAGACUGCGAUGGAUGCUGUAACAUGCUAGAACCAUGUUCAAAAAUGUUUUCGGCUCAGGGUUUCUGGUGAGAACAGCUCAUGUGAUUCUGACAUGGGUCAUAACGUUAAUACUCUUUCUACAUGAUACAGAGCUGAGGAAGCAGGAGGAGACAGGCCAGCUCGUCCAGCCGGUGCUCUUCGUCCUGCUGGUGUUGGUGUCGGUGUUGCUCUACUUCGCUGUUUCUCUGAUGGACCCUGGGUUCAUCUUGUCUGAUGACAGCGAUUUGCAGUUCACGCUGGGAGUGACUGAGGAGCAGCAGGACAUGAUCCCACCCACUUCCAAAUCCCUGCGACAGCGGCGCUGUGGCCACUGUCUGCUUCAGCAGCCAAUGAGAUCAAAGCACUGCCAGACGUGUCAGCACUGUGUCCGGCGUUACGACCAUCACUGCCCGUGGAUCGAGAACUGUGUCGGCGAGAGAAACCACCGCUGGUUUGUGCUUUAUCUGGCCGUGCAGCUGCUGGUGCUGCUGUGGGGUCUGCACAUAGCCUGGACGGGUUUCAGCUACGUGCCCACCUGGCAGCUGUGGCUGCGUACUAACGGCAUGCUGCUGGCCGUCGCCAUGCUGGUGGCUCUGCUCUCGCUGAUCGUGCUGCUACUGCUCGGCUCCCACCUCUACCUGGUCUCUCUCAACACCACCACCUGGGAGUUCAUGUCACGCCACCGCAUCUCCUACCUCAAACACUGCGGUGCCGACGAAAACCCGUUCGACCGCGGCACCUUCCACAACCUCUGGGGUUUCUUCUGUGUGUGGGGCUCGGUGGUGUGGGAACAGGUGUACUUCAGAGAGGGCAGCGACCAAGUCUAGACUGGAUCCCAAUCAUUAACAACUUCCAAAAACCUUUCUGGAUUGAGGAAUCACAUAUGACCACAAAGUUGGGCGAUAAACUAUCCUUGUGUGCAGGUUACCUUUAUAUAGGCACUUGUAUUGUUGUGCCAUAACUUUGUAACACUUCCUAUCUUCUUGAACAUCUCUCCUGUCAGUGGUUCUGUACUGCAGCACAUUGCUUACUUGUGUUGUUUUGUUUUUUUUCAAUCUCUCUCGCUGUCAAUACACUAAAAAUUGUCCCAACAUGUGCCCAGAAAGAGCUUCCUGCUCCUAGUUACCAUCUGUGUGGACAACAGGUUACCAGCACUACGUCGCCUCGUCCCAACUGUUGUUUGCAAUCAUUCAAGUAUAGCAUUGCCCUAAAAAUAGGAAACCAUCCACAUUAUCUGCAGGCACUUUACUGCUGUGUUUAAAGGCUCUGAGUGAAAUCAGUCAUAAAUCCCUGUUGACUCAAGCUUAGUCUUUGUUGAUGCACCCACAUCCCACUUUGACCUCACUCCUGCUUCCCCCCCACUGGAACAACAUGCUUUGUCUCACAUGGUAAUCCUGACUGAUGGACUGUUAAUCAAUUCUGAAGUUUACUUUUUUUUAUACAUGUCAAAUACUGCAUUUGAGUGAAAAAAGACUUGUUUUAGAUGCAUGUGUAGACAAUCCUGAUCUAUGGUUUCUCUCUUCUGAUUUUUUAAAAUUGGUACAUUUGUCAUUUUUUAGUGUAGAAAGUUUUAUUGUUUCAUGUGAUAACUUGCUGUAUGUUAUUUACUCUGCAGAGAGGUUUACAGGGUCCACUUGCUUCAACAGCUUUUGUUUUGAAAGAAAAAGCUGUUAAAGUGAGAGAACGACACAUUAUUUAUUUAUUUAUUUAGAGAACCUGAGCUGGUUUGAUAUUUGAAGGUGUGAAAACUGAAGCGUACUGUUCCUUGCAUUUAAUCCAACCAUGAUGUACAGGAUGCUUCGACUUUCAACGGACAGCAUUUCAAGCUGUUUUAUAUUGUAAAUCAUUUUUAAACUAUUUUGAACCAGAAAACGGCUUUAGAUUUUUGUAUUGACUGUUUUAACAGAGUAACUCAAAGAAUACUGUGGAGCAGUAAGAGGAAGUAGAGAGCUUUGAGUGCAAUAUAUACAGUAGUUUGGUAUUUCCAUAUGAGCUUUUCCUUGUGCAAUAGUAACCUUGUAAGAGAGCAAUAAAUGUGGUGAUACGUUUAAUGUACAGCAGUAGUGUUGGACUAAAUGCAGAUUGCCUCCAGUUUGAGCUGUGGUUUAUAUGAAUUAACAUUUAAUUCAUGUUGUGUACUUUUGAAGUUAUAUGCAAUACUGUCAUGCAAUGUUUUUUACUACUUUGAAAAUACUGUAUACAUUAAUAAAUAAAUGUUUCAUGAAGACA
Molecule: messenger RNA, 2603 nt
Organism: Thunnus maccoyii (southern bluefin tuna)
Lineage: Eukaryota; Metazoa; Chordata; Actinopteri; Scombriformes; Scombridae
Gene: zdhhc12b
Product: zinc finger DHHC-type palmitoyltransferase 12b
Exons: 5
Coding region: 389-1201 (270 amino acids)
Biological process (GO): peptidyl-L-cysteine S-palmitoylation; protein targeting to membrane
Cellular component (GO): Golgi apparatus; endoplasmic reticulum
Molecular function (GO): protein-cysteine S-palmitoyltransferase activity
Source: RefSeq, a predicted model, not a curated record